Molecule: messenger RNA, 4437 nt
Organism: Anopheles funestus (African malaria mosquito)
Lineage: Eukaryota; Metazoa; Arthropoda; Insecta; Diptera; Culicidae
Exons: 3
Coding region: 1-4437 (1478 amino acids)
Biological process (GO): DNA integration
Molecular function (GO): nucleic acid binding
Source: RefSeq, a predicted model, not a curated record
AUGGGACUCGAUCAUACACCAGAGAAGAAGGAUGACGAUAACGACUUUAAGCUCCUGGUUCACCAGCGUGGCCAAAUCAAGCGGAGAGUCACACUUAUCAACCGCACUCUGAAGGAAGCCGAAGAAGACCCUACAAAGGUGACUCCAACACUCCUAAAGGUCUUCGCGAAAAAGCUCGAUGUACACUAUCAAGAGUACACCACUGUCCAUCGAGAGAUUAUGGAAGCAUGCCCACCAUCGAAGGUAGAAGAGCAAGACGAAAUGCUUAUGGCCUUUGAUAUUCUCCACACCGAGGCGAUGGAGAGACUCGAGCAGCAAUCCGUGUCACUGCCGCAAACCGCUGUUCCAGUAAAUAGCACGGUUCAUACCCCGAUAAUGGUGCAACAUCAACCACUGCGAGCUCCGAUUCCCAGCUUUGAUGGGAAGGUGGAAAACUGGCCAAAGUUUCAGACGAUGUUUGAGGACAUUGUCGGUCGCAGCAACGUUUCCGAUGCCAUGAAGCUUCAUCAUCUGGAUAAGGCACUAGUCGGCGAUGCUUCUGGAUGGAUAACAGCAAAGAUGAUCCAGGAUAACAAUUUCCAGCUGACCUGGAAACAACUGAAGGAGCGAUUCGAGAACACUCGCGUUAUCGUUGACACCCAUCUAGUUGGACUUUUGGAAUUGAAGGCUAUUCCAAAGAGGAACCACAAGGAUCUAACAGAGCUGGUAAAAACUGUAAACCGGCACGUUGGAGGUUUGCAGUACCAAAACAUCAAAGUCGACGCGAUGUCUGGUUUGCUGCUAACUAAGAUCAUCACUGCUCGGCUAGACGACCAGACGCUCCAACUGUGGGAAAGAACGCAGGAACACGGAAAACUACCAGACUUCGAGCAGAUUAUGAAAUUCCUGCAAAGCGAAUGCCAAGUUCUGGAAAGGUUCCAGAAUCGACCCCAGGCAGCCACCGUGAAGGAGGGAAACCAUAAGCAGUCGACUGGAAGGAUGCAGCUUCGAGAAGACUUGCCUGAACUUCAAGAGACGCAUUUUGGAUGGGUCGUGGCAGGAGAUGUCGAAGAACUAAAAAACGACCAACAAAGCUGCAUCGCCACCACCGCCUCAUUGCCCGAGACCAUGAAGAGGUUUUGGGAGGUUGAGGAGAUCGAAGAUACCGAUCAACCCACGGAGCAUGAGGCGUGUGAAAGGGUGUUCCGAGAAACUCACCACCGAGACGAGGACGGAAGAUAUGUUGUCGCCCUGCCCUUUCGUGAGUUUCCACCUCAGUUGAAGGUCAACCGAGAGCUGGCACUGCGUCGCUUUCUCUCACUUGAGCGACGUAUGAAGAAGGACUCCUCUCUGAAGCAGCAAUAUGCCAAAUUCAUCGACGACUACGAAGCUCUCGGUCACUGCCAUGAGAUCAGGGAAGACCUUGACGAACCAGACAAAGCCUGCUUCUACAUGCCUCAUCAUGCGGUUCUACGACCAUCUAGCUCCAGCACCAAGCUCCGUGUGGUCUUCGAUGGAUCUGCUAAGGCCGCUCCAUCUGAUGUAGCUCUCAACCAAGCCCUGAUGGUGGGAGCGACUGUACAGAACGAUAUUUUCGUCAUCCUCAUCCGAUUCCGGAGACAUAUCAUCGUCUUCACUGCCGACAUAUCCAAAAUGUAUCGGCAGAUCAAGGUGGUUCCAGCGCACUCGUGCUUCCAGCGAAUCUUCUGGCGUGCUGAUCCAGCUCUUCCUCUUCGCGUAUUGGAAUUAACAACGGUGACGUAUGGGACAGCGUGUGCCCCAUUCCUCGCAACUAGAUGCCUGCUGCAGCUGAGCUACGAUGAAGCUAUGAGAUUCCCAAGGGCUGCCAAAAUCAUCCGAGAAGAUUGCUACGUCGACGACAUUCUGUCUGGAGCAAACAGCGUAUCAGAAGCUCUCGAGUGUCAGAGCGAGCUCCUUGGCAUCCUGAAUUCCGCUGGGUUUCCUGUCCACAAAUGGAGCUCCAACUCACCAAGGCUGUUACAGCACAUCCCUGAAGGUGACCGAGAGGAGUUGGUAGAUCUGAGCCACGGCUGCGAAGGAGUACUGAAAACAUUAGGACUGACUUGGAGUCCGCAUCAAGAUGAAUUCGCAUUCGUUGUCAAUCAGGAUGCAGAAACGUCGUUCUUUCCAACCAAACGAUCCAUCCUGUCUGAGAUAAGCAAGCUGUUUGACCCGAUCGGCCUGCUUUCACCAGUGAUCAUCAUCGCCAAGCUCAUUAUGCAGAAGAUUUGGUUGGCGGGACUCCCAUGGGACACCUACCUCGAAGGAGACUUGUUGCAGGAGUGGCUGCAAUUUCGGACAUCACUGAAAACCGUAAACCACAUUCGGAUUCCCAGGUGCGUCGUGAUGCCGAACCACAUCGCUGUUGAACUUCAUGGAUUUUCGGAUGCAUCUAAGUUAGCCUACGGAGCAGCGUUGUAUGUGCGUUGUAUCUUCCCUGACGGAACUGCAAGUCUUCGAUUAGUUUGCAGCAAAUCCAAGGUUGCUCCUGUGAAACAAGUCACCAUUCCCCGAAUGGAGCUGCUGGGAGCUCAGCUUCUGGCGAAGUUGAUCUCCAAGGUCCUGGGAUCCUGCGACUACAACACCAGCAAUGUAGUCCUCUGGCUGGAUAGUCAGAUCGUUCUCGCUUGGCUGAAGAAACCGCUUACAUCCCUGCAAGUGUUCGUGCGGAACCGCAUCGAAAAAAUCCGUCAACUCACCGAACCGUUGAGAGUACAGUGGAGGUAUAUCUCAACAAAGCAGAAUCCAGCAGACAUUGUGUCCCGCGGUAUGCUGCCAGAGGCCUUACGGACAAACGAACUUUGGUGGUUGGGCCCAAAGUUCCUCCAAAGCGCGGAUUAUGAAGUAGAGUUUCCUGAUGAGUUACCUGAUGACGGCCUUCCCGAAUUGAGAGCGACACCCAUCGCUGCCACACCGGCAGUAAACAAACCCAACUUACCUGUCCUUUCAAAGUACAGCUCUUUUCGAAGACUCCAGCGAGUAAUCGCUUUAGUUCGACGCUUCAUCCUUAACUGCCGUGAGAAGGACGUUUCGAAGCGUGUCACCAACCGUUUUCCCACUGUUGUGGAACUUCGAGACGCCCAGGACAUCAUAGUCCAACUUAUUCAGCGUGAAACGCUAGCUGACGAAAUCCAACGAGUGGAAAGCAACGAAUCUUGUAAACGAAUUUACGCCCUGCACCCGAUAAUUGUCAACGGAGUCCUGCGUGUCGGCGGAAGAUUACAGCAUUCCGACCUCCCGCUGUCCAAUAAACAUCAGAUUCUGCUUCCGAGGCAUCCAGUUACCGAUCUCAUCAUACAGGCGUAUCAUCAAGAGCUUCUACACAUCGGACCAUCCGGAAUGCUUGCAGCCAUUCGUCAGAAGUUUUGGCUUAUUGAUGGACGAUCAUCUGUUCGAAAGAUAACAAGAUCCUGUGUCCGCUGCUUCCGAUCCAAGCCACGAAGUUCCAGCCAGUUAAUGGGCAACCUUCCUUCAUGCCGAGUAACUCAAGCGCAUCCAUUCGAGAAGGCUGGAGUUGAUUACGCCGGUCCAGUACUCGUCAAGGAGGGCCGGUAUAAGCCUCGCCUUGUUAAGGCUUAUAUUGCCGUUUUCGUGUGCAUGGCAACGAAAGCAGUCCAUCUAGAAUUAGUCUCGGAUAUGUCGAGCGAGGCCUUCCUUGCAGCGUUCCAUCGGUUCACCAGUCGGCGAGGGUUAAGCAAGGAAAUCUUUUCGGACAACGGAUGCACCUUCAAGGGAGCCAAUUCGAAGCUACACGAGCUAUACCAACUCUUCCGAAACCGAGCAACCAUCGAGCUCCUUCAGGAUUACUGCCAGACGAAGGAAAUCGUAUGGCAUUUCAUCCCACCCGAAGCUCCAAAUUUUGGAGGACUUUGGGAAGCCGCUGUUAAGAGCACCAAGUAUCACCUCAAGAGAACGCUGAAGGACGCCAAGCUAACCUUCGAAGAGUACGCUACGGUACUGACCCAAGUGGAGGCGAUCCUGAACUCACGACCGCUGUUCGCUAUUUCCUCUGAUCCUUCGGACCCAGAGGUCAUUACGCCAGGACACUUCCUGGUGGGUCGUCCUCUGAUUGCAACCCCGGAACCCAGCUACAACAAUGUACCGAUGAAUCGAUUAUCCCGAUGGCAAUACCUUCAACAGCUACGAGAGAAAUUCUGGCAACAAUGGAGGAAGGACUACCUGCAGAGCCUGCAGCCCCGCAGUAAACAUCAACGGACACAUCCUAACAUCCGCCCUGGAAUGAUUGUGCUGGUUGAGGAGAGAGAUCUGCCAUCACAAUCCUGGAAGAUGGGCAGGAUCAUCACCACGUACCCUGGAUCAGACAAUCUUUUCACAACGAACCGGCAAGAGUUCAAUCCGACCCGGCAAACGGUCAACUACAGUUCCAAUCUGACCCGGCAAACGGUCAAUAAAGUGAAAAUAAAGUUCCUAGGUUAA